Molecule: messenger RNA, 1830 nt
Organism: Colletotrichum gloeosporioides
Lineage: Eukaryota; Fungi; Ascomycota; Sordariomycetes; Glomerellales; Glomerellaceae
Exons: 1
Coding region: 1-1830 (609 amino acids)
Source: RefSeq, a predicted model, not a curated record
AUGCCCUUCCACAGACCAGUCCGACACAGCCCCGGUCGUAGUGGCGUUGGUAGUGGCGUUAGAAGACACCAUACUCGAAGCCAGCCUGCUUCCCCCCUUUCGCCUCGCGGGCCCGCUACUCCCGCUGCUGCUAUCAAGAAGAAGGUCCGGUUCGUCAAGACUCAGCAGACUCAGGCCAAGGCUGAUACCUCCGCUUCCCGUACCCAGUCUUUCUCAACUCAGCCCGAGAAACUCUCUGAGAAGGUCACUAUCGACAAGGUGCCUCUUUCUCAGGCCGCCGAUGGCGGUAACAUUGUCAAGACUGUCGAGAAGGAUAAGAACCCCGUCGGCUUGACCAUCAAGACCAAUAAUACUGUUGCUUCAUCUUCUGUCGUUCCUCUGAAGCAAGCUGCUUCGACAACCAUCAACACCAACGGCCUUCUCACCCCCCAGCCUUCUCAUGACACCAUCCAGACCGCUCAGAAAGGCGCUCCGGCCAGCCUCCUGGCGAACGGCCUAGGUCAACAGCUCACCCUCUGUGGAAGACGCCCCGGUCAGUCCUUUGAGACACCUCCUGACCCUGCAGUUGUCAUUCUAGACCACUGGUUCCGCGAUACCGCCGACGGUAGCAUCUCUGAGGCUCCCAAGCUCCAGGGCUGUGGCCCCUGGGAGAUUCCUCUGCCUCCUGGCAUGGACCCCGCCAUCCAUGUCAACCCUCACUCGCCAAUCCUGUGCCGUUACCUCGACUGCUGGAUCGUCGGUGCUGUUGGAAUCCCGACAGUGAAGGUUUAUAUCCAUCCCAUCAUGCGAGGCCGGCAUGUGGAGGAGUAUGUCGCCAAGAAGUGGACCGCCUGGAAGAUGAUAUUUGCAUGGGUCGAGCACCUGGAGCAGUACGGCAAGAACGAUGCCCGCGCCCCCAUGGACGUCCUAUCCUUUGUUCAGCACAGAAUCCGCAACGAGGGACGUAUGGCCAAAGAGGCAGCCGUGAGAGCAGUCAGGAAUCGCGAGGACAGUGUCAUGUUUGGAAGCAGAGACAAGUGGAACUUGCCUGCCAUCCGCGGAAGCCCAUCAUCCGUUGACUAUAUGUACCAAUCUGUGCUUGGGAGCGCGAUGAUCGAGGUUCACAAUGACAAGGCUCUCAAGGAGGCUGCCGCUUACCCACCGGGCGACAACAGCAUCGGUCAUAUUCUUGCAGGCUCGAAGUACGUCAACCCGGCCGCCGGUUUCAAGCGUCCUGCCCCUGAGCCCGCCACCAAGGGCGCCCCCGAGCAGUCCAAGGAUUUUAAUCCUCCCGCUGGCGUCAAGCGUUCUGCUCCUCAUCCUGAUGCUGCGCAGCCGGCUGCUAGGCCCGCCCCGAAGCAGCCCUUCGAGGUCAUCGUCGUCGACGACUCUGACGACUCCAGCUCCAGCUCCGACUCGGAGGAUGAGCCCCUGGCUAAGCGCGCUCGCAAGGACCCUCAGCCUAAGCGUGCCACCAAGCCCACCGCCGAGAAGACUGAGACCGAGACGAAGCCUCGUCGCAGAGGCAGACCCGUUGGCAGCAAGAACAAGACCACUGCCAAGAAGGCUGACAAGACUGAGGCCAAGACCUCUGGCAAGGAGACUGAGAAGGCUGUCGACGCGGAGGGUGGCGAGACUGGUGUCAAGGGCCAUGGCAUGGAGAACAAGAAGGUCAUCGACAAGAACCUCGACAAGGAUGGUGGAAAGCCCGCCGUCGAUGAUGCUGACAAGCCCGUCCGCAGAAUGAUCCGCAUCAAGGUCCCCGUCAAGGCCGCCGAGAAGCUCGCUGCCAUGGCCGACGCCGAGCGCGAGGCCGAGACUGAGGCUGAGGGCAAGCCUGCCGACAAGUGA